AUGGGCGCAGCGAGGACCGCGGAGCGCGGCGUCGGGGCCGGCCUGGGGCUCCGAGGGCUGCUGCUGGCCGGCGUCCUUCUGCAGGCACCCGCGUGCGCCCUGGGACCCGCAGCGAUCGCGGCCGGGCGCCCCGGCGCCCCGAGCCCCCCUGCCGUGGAGCGGCCCGACGGAGCGGAGCGAGGCGAGUACGACCUGGUGUCUGCUUACGAGGUUGACCACAGGGGAGAGUUUGUGUCCCACGAAAUCACACACCACCAGCGGCGCCGACGCGCAGCAGACCGGCACGGAGGGGACACUCUGCACCUCCGGCUGAAGGGCACCAGGCACGACUUCCACCUGGACCUGAAGGCUGCCAGCAGCCUGGUGGCUCCUGGAUUUCUGGUGCAGACACUGGGCAGGCAGGGCACCACGUCCGUGCACGCGUUCCGGGCCGAGGACCUCUGCUUCUACCAAGGCUCCUUGCGCCACCAGAGGAAUUCCUCGGUGGCUCUUUCCACCUGCCAAGGUUUGUCAGGCAUGAUAAGGACAGAGGAAGCCGACUAUCUCCUGAAGCCACUUCCUGCGAGUCUCGCAGAGACACACAGUGGAUGUCCUCCCGCUGGCCCCUGCUCUCCCUCCCACGUGCUGUACAAGAGAUCCACCGAGCCCCGGGCGCCCCAGGCUCCCCAGGCCAACGAGAUCCUGAUGGUCGCCAGGAAGAGAGAGGUGGCAAGCCAGAGCCUCCGUGAGGACAGGCAUGCUCUCAGGCCCCCACAAAAGCAGCACUUCUGCGGAAGACGCAAGAAAUACAUGCCCCAGCCUCCCUCAGAAGACCUGUUCAUCUUACCUGACGAGUACCAGCCGGGCCUGAGGCACAAGCGCUCUCCCCUCAAGUCCCCUCAAAAGGACGAGCUGAACGUGGAGACGCUGGUGGUGGUGGACAACAGGAUGAUGCGGAACCAUGGCCAUGGGAACAUCACCACCUACGUCCUCACCGUGCUCAACAUGGUGUCUGCCUUGUUCAAGGAUGGGACCAUAGGAGGAAACAUCAACAUAGCCAUUGUAGGGCUCAUUCUUCUAGAAGACGAACAGCCAGGACUGGUGAUAAGUCACCACGCAGACCGCACUUUAAGUAGUUUCUGCCAGUGGCAAUCUGGACUCAUGGGAAAAGAUGGAACUCGCCACGAUCACGCCAUCUUACUGACCGGUUUGGAUAUAUGUUCGUGGAAGAAUGAGCCCUGUGACACAUUGGGAUUUGCACCUAUCAGUGGGAUGUGUAGUAAAUACCGCAGCUGUACCAUUAACGAAGACACGGGGCUGGGACUGGCCUUCACCAUCGCCCACGAAUCUGGCCAUAACUUUGGCAUGGUGCACGAUGGGGAAGGGAACAUGUGUAAAAAGUCCGAGGGCAACAUCAUGUCCCCCACAUUGGCUGGACGGAACGGGGUCUUCUCCUGGUCGCCCUGCAGUCGCCAGUACCUGCACAGAUUUUUAAGCACUGCCCAAGCCGUGUGCCUUGCUGACCAGCCAAAACCCGUGAAAGAAUACAAGUACCCUGAGAAGCUGCCGGGAGAGUUGUACGACGCAAACACACAGUGCAAGUGGCAGUUUGGAGAGAAAGCCAAGCUCUGUCUUCUAGACUUCAGAAAGGACAUCUGUAAAGCCCUGUGGUGCCACCGCAUCGGAAGGAAAUGUGAGACCAAAUUCAUGCCAGCGGCGGAGGGCACGGUAUGCGGGCAGGACAUGUGGUGCCGUGGAGGACAGUGUGUGAAAUACGGUGACGAGGGCCCUAGGCCCACUCACGGCCAUUGGUCAGACUGGUCUCCGUGGUCGCCUUGCUCUAGGACCUGUGGAGGAGGAGUAUCCCACAGAGACCGACUCUGCACGAACCCCAGACCAUCGCAUGGGGGGAAGUUUUGUGAGGGCGCCGCACGCACCCUGAAGCUUUGCAGCAGACAGCAGUGUCCCCAGGACAGUGUGGACUUCCGCGCGGCCCAGUGUGCCGAGUAUAACAGCAAGCGCUUCCGAGGCUGGCUCUACAAAUGGAAGCCUUACACUCAAGUGGAAGAUCAGGACUUAUGCAAACUCUACUGUAUCGCAGAAGGAUUUGAUUUCUUCUUUUCUUUGUCAAAUAAAGUGAAAGAUGGGACUCCAUGCUCGGAGGAUAGCCGUAAUGUUUGUGUAGAUGGGAUGUGUGAGAGAGUUGGCUGUGACAAUGUCCUGGGCUCUGAUGCUACGGAGGACUCGUGUGGAGUGUGCAAAGGGAAUAACUCAGACUGCACCAUGCACCGCGGGCUCUACUCCAGGCACCACCACGCCAACCACUAUUACCACGUGGUCACCAUUCCUCCUGGCGCCCGGAGUAUCCGUAUCUACGAGACCAAUGUAUCUACCUCCUACAUUUCUGUGCGCAAUGCCUUCAACGCCUAUUACCUGAAUGGACACUGGAAGGUGGACUGGCCUGGACGGUACAGGUUUUCCGGCACCACCUUUGACUACAGGCGGUCCUUUAAGGAGCCUGAGACCUUAACCUCUGCUGGACCAACCAACGAAACACUGGUCAUAGAGCUUCUGUUCCAGGGCAGGAACCCAGGAGUGGCCUGGGAAUAUGCACUGCCUCGAGCGGGCAUGGAGAAGCCGCCCCCCGCCAAGCCCAGCUACGCGUGGGCCAUCCUGCGCUCGGAGUGCUCCGUCUCCUGCGGCGGAGGGCAGAUGACCACGAAGGAAGGCUGCUUCCGAGACCUGAGGGUGCCGGUGAACACGUCCUUCUGCGACCCCGAGACGCGUCCCGUCACAGGGCUGGUGUCCUGCAAGGUGUCGGCUUGUCCUCCCAGCUGGUCUGUGGGGAACUGGAGCGCCUGCAGCCGGACGUGCGGCGGUGGCACACAGAGCCGGCCCGUGCGGUGCACACAGCGAGCGCGCUACCACGUGGAGCCCGUCCCCGCCAGCCGGUGUCCCCAGCCUGCGCCCUCCAGCCACCAGGCCUGCAACUCUCAGAGCUGCCCACCCGCGUGGAGCACGGGGCCCUGGGCGGAGUGCUCUCGGACCUGCGGGAAGGGGUGGAGGAAGAGGACUGUGGUGUGCAAGAGCACCAACCCUGCUGCCAGAGCACAGCUGCUGCCCAGCACCGCCUGUGACCCGGAGCUCAAGCCCAAGACGCAGGAGGCCUGUCUGCCCAGGCGCUGCCACAAGCCCCGGAAGCUGCAGUGGCUCGUGUCCGCCUGGUCCCAGUGCUCUGUGACAUGUGAAAGAGGAACCCAGAAAAGAUUCCUAAAGUGUGCCGAAAAGUACAUUUCUGGCAAGUACCGGGAGCUUCCCUGGAAGAAGUGCUCCCUUCUGCCGCAGCCCGGCCUGGAGCUGGAGCGCACCUGCGCCCUACGGCCCUGCAGCCAGCCCCACCCCCAUGCGGCACGGGGCAGCUGGUUUGCCUCGCCCUGGUCCCAGUGCACAGCCAGCUGUGGAGGUGGUGUGAAGAGAAGGACCGUGCACUGUCUGUCAGGGGGCCGGCCAGCCUCCAGCUGCUCCCCGGAACACAGGCCUGAGGCCUCACUGGCCUGUAACACCCACUUCUGCCCCGUGGUGGAGCAGCAAGACACCUUCUGCAGAGACUACUUCCACUGGUGCUCCCUGGCGCCCCAGCACGGGGUGUGCAGCCAUGGGUUCUACAGCAAGCAGUGCUGCAAGACCUGCGCAGAGUCCAACCUGUAAGAGCAGCGCAGGCCCCGCGGCAGCCAGGACGCCACGGUGCCGCCCAGCGGGCCGCGCAGAACCCGUCAGCAUGCGUGCGGGAAGGGCCCAGAGCAGCCUCGGGAGCCAGGACCGUGUGGGGCUCUUUGACAUGCGUGUGUUGGGUGUCUAAGCAAGUAUAUGCUCUCCUGGGUGGCAGCGUGGGGUGAUGGGGGCUGACCCUCAACAGUCAGACAGAGUGGGGGCCGGUGCUAAAGAGCUGGAGAAACAGAGCUCACCAUUGUGAUUUCAGCUAAGUCAGAUCCAAAAGGCAGAAGGGCAGAGCAGAACGUUCCCGAUGUGUUGGGGGAAAACAAUAAAAGGCCAUGAAAUACAGGAACUAUCUCUCUCAACCAUCCAAAAGACCCUGCAACCACAGGGAAGACCCCGCGGUCUGGGUGCAGGGCAGGUGCUGGAAGCCCCCAGACCCUGCCCGGCUCCCCUUCAGUAGCCACAGGAGCCCAGGUCUUGCCUGGGGCGAGCCUGCAGGGGCUCUGCCAUCUGAUUUGGACUCUGAGUAGGGUAACGAUGAAAAGGAAACCCCUGCCAAGGUGCUCUGUACUUACCUCUCAUCUUGCUCAGUUAUUUCCAGUGAGUGCUCCUACUUAAACCCACACCUCAAGCUUUCCUGUGCUCACGUGGAUCAGAAGCACCAGUCACACCCAAACCUAGCCAUCCUCAGAAGAACGGGGUCCAACCAGAACAGACGUCCGCUGUGAGCCCGGAGGGGCAGGAGCCUUAAGCCCAGGCUUUGUUUUUGUACAUUGUGGGGUUUUAAAUGUAUUAGAUAAGCCGCGCGACUGUGACUCACGCCUGUCAUCCUAGCUACUCAGGAGGCUGAGAUCUGAGGAUCGCGGUUCAA
This is a messenger RNA of Dipodomys spectabilis (banner-tailed kangaroo rat), 4567 nucleotides long. It is a transcript of the gene Adamts16, whose product is annotated as ADAM metallopeptidase with thrombospondin type 1 motif 16. The record is from RefSeq and is a predicted model, not a curated record. The transcript is spliced from 23 exons. The coding region runs from base 1 to 3687 and encodes 1228 amino acids. NCBI's taxonomy places the organism in Eukaryota, Metazoa, Chordata, Mammalia, Rodentia, Heteromyidae. Gene Ontology annotation, biological process: proteolysis; extracellular matrix organization. Gene Ontology annotation, cellular component: extracellular matrix. Gene Ontology annotation, molecular function: metalloendopeptidase activity.